GCCAAAACAUCUCUUAACUUUCAUCCGACACAUCUACAUUCCCCAGUACCUCGGCGAUUACUUUCCUGUCUUACCUUUAUCUCGGAUCUUGUAUUGAGACAAAUUCCCCGAUUGGCACCACCAUCUCUGCAUAGUCACACACUACCUACCCAGUCUAUUACCGGCAUAAUGACUGAUAUUAUGAUUGCCCAAGCAAUCGGGACGCUGGGGUGUAGUUUUACAGCCGGCGGCGUUAUGGCCCUCUCUAUAAUGGACAUUCCCAACCUUGCCCUUCCUGCACGCCGGCCACCAGGCGCAAUCAUUCCCGCGCACGAAGUACCCGGUACACCAAUCGCCCAUUUAACCCACCAGUGGCUGGAUGUCUACGAGCGUGGGAAGAGAAUCUUCCCUCCCAUUGCGAUUGUAGCUUCGCUAGCUAACGGGUAUCUCGCCUGGACACUGCGUGACACACCUACUCCAGCCACAAGCAGUCAAUCUUGGACAAGCCUUUACGUCACCGCUACCGUUGUCACUCUGGGCAUGGUACCCUGGACGCUGACGGCGAUGAAGGGUACGAAUGAUCGGCUGCGGGCGCAUGCAACACGCGACGAUAAGGCGUUGGCGGAGGGGACGGAGGGAAUGGUGCUGAGCGCGGCGGAGAAGUUUCGUCGUGAAAAGCAGGAUGACGAGGUCCCUGGGUUAAUGUGGAAAUGGGCAGAGUUGAAUUUCUGCCGGUCUUUGUUUCCAUUGACUGGGGCUGUUAUUGGAUUUUGUGGGGUUGUGUGGAUGAAGUAG
Molecule: messenger RNA, 774 nt
Organism: Penicillium subrubescens
Lineage: Eukaryota; Fungi; Ascomycota; Eurotiomycetes; Eurotiales; Aspergillaceae
Product: anthrone oxygenase family protein
Exons: 2
Source: RefSeq, a predicted model, not a curated record